Molecule: messenger RNA, 1902 nt
Organism: Arabidopsis lyrata subsp. lyrata
Lineage: Eukaryota; Viridiplantae; Streptophyta; Magnoliopsida; Brassicales; Brassicaceae
Product: MATH domain and coiled-coil domain-containing protein At3g58210
Exons: 8
Coding region: 619-1737 (372 amino acids)
Molecular function (GO): protein binding
Source: RefSeq, a predicted model, not a curated record
AAUGGAAGAAAAAUAGAGCUCUCAUGACAGUUUCUCUGAAUUAUUGUGAAAAAAAAAAUCAAAAAGCUUUAAUAUUAAGAGAAACGAUUCUCUUAAGAGAGAUUUUGGAGCUGAAGAGAGACGCCUACGUGUCGUUGUCUUUUUCAGUAUUUCUUUUCUUUCGUUUUUGUCCCGACUAUCUCUCUCUUUCUUUAGGCGAGAUGGCGAUGGAGAAACUGAGACUUUGAGGAUCAUCGGACUUACCUGAAACGGAGAUGGCCGACGUUGAUUCCGGUAGGCUUAUCGGCUCUGAGAUUCAUGGAUUCCAUAUUUUGCAAGAAUUCAGGGACAUUCUAGGUUGAUUAAGGGAUCUUGGAUUUGAGCUAUCCAUCUAACGUGAAGAAUCUAUUGGAAACUGGUAUACUUGAAGGAGCUCCAGUGAAGUAUAUUUCGACACCACAUGUGAGAGAGCUUCAGGGGAUAAUCCAUUCGGGUGGGUAUUUGUGUGGCUGUAUCAGUGAAAGUAAGUCAACUAGAGAAGCCAUUGACAUUCAUCAUGUGAUUAUCAACGGAGGCAGAGCAACUGGUUAUGCCCGUCGUAGGGGGAUUGGUUUCUUCCUUGUGCUUCUGGCGAGUUCUAUGUACUUUUUUCUUGGAAAGGACAAUCCAGCUAGAACUCUUUCUUGGGGCUGCCUUUAUGUUUGGUCAAGAUGUCUACUGCAUUUCUAUUCUCUCCUAUCUCAUUCCUCUUUAUUUACUUGCUUUCACAUGUUUGAUUGCAUGGAGUCUUCAUUAAUGGGGAAUCGAGUUGAUAAUAAGAAGUUUACUUGGGUGAUUAAGAAUUUUUCCACUUUGCAAUCUGAGAAAAUCUAUUCAGACAAAUUUGUGAUCAGCGGCUGCAAAUGGCGUCUUUUAGCCUUUCCCAAGGGAGAUAAAGUCAAAUGUUUAUCUCUGUAUCUUGAAGUUGCUGAUUUUAAAUCCUUGCCUUCUGGAUGGCGAAGAAACGUAGAAUUUACGAUAACUCUAGUAAAACAAUUUUGUGAGAAAUUCUCACUAGCGAAAGUAACACAACAUUGGUUAGACCACAAGGUACCAGACUGGGGUUUUAAAUCCAUGAUUCCCCUUACCACACUUCAUGACAAGGAUGGUGGGUUUCUUGUGAACGAUGAACUCAAGAUUGUUGCUGAGGUCGAUGUUCUUGAAGUUAUUGGCAAACUAGAUGUACCCGGGGAAUCUGAAGAGGAAACCCAACCUGUGAAAAAGAUAAAGCAGAAUGAUGAUGGUGCGGUGUCUAGUGAUCUGCUUAAGGAGAUUCCAGGAGAUUUGGUGGAUGUCAAUGGGUUUCAAGUUCUUCCUUCACAGGUGGGUUUUGCGAGGCGUAUCUUUGAAAAACACCCAGAGACUGCAUCAGAAUGCCGUACAAAGAACCAAGAUCUGAGAACAUCAUACAUGAAUGUCCUCAUAAGCGUAAUCAAGAUGCUCUUCAAAGGACCUGAGGAACACUCCAAGGAUGAUCUGUCUGAUGCAGAAGCUGCUCUGGCAUACAUGACACAUGUAGGGUUUAAGUUGGAUUGGUUGGAGAAACAACAUGAAGAAGUAAAAGAAAGAAUGAAGAAAUGUGCCCGGGUGUGUGAAAUAGAGAAACAGCUGCAUGACUUGGAGCACAAGUGCAAAGACCUAAAAGCUCAGCUGAAUAAAGAGAAGGCGGAGAUUUUGGAGGCAACAGCUCCUGAUCUUUUUUUCAUUGAUGUUGUUUGAUGACUUAUGGUCCUAGGGACGUGGUUUGGUUCUGUUUUUUGUUGCUCUGGUCUCUGUUCGUUUAAGAAGAGUCCUCUGCUUUGACUUAGGAUUAUAUGCCAGUCAAGGUUUAAUUUCCACAUUUUUGUAACUACACUUAAGAAAGGAUUUCGUGGUUGAUGACAG